AUGGAGGACAACACACCCAGACCCAAAGAGUCCAUCUCUCUCGCAUCCGUGGCCAACGGUCUGGACAACAUGGGGGCUGAGCUCUCGGAAAGCCUGGAGGAAGGCCAGACCCCGGGCAGCGACUUGAGCCCUGCAGAGGGCAGGAACAGUUCGAGCAAAGCCAGCCAGGAGCCCUUCUCAGCAGGGAGGAGCCUGCAGGCCGCCCUGAGAGUGAGGCGCUUCUGCAGGGAGCACACACAGCUGUUUCGAUGGAUCUGCACAGGCCUGCUCAGUACCGCGUUUGCGGCCUUCCUGCUGAUUGCUUGCCUCCUGAAUUUCCAGAGGGCCCUGGCCCUGUUUGUCCUCACCUGUGUGGUCCUGGCCUUCUUGGCCCACGGCCUGUUGAAGAGGCUGCUGGGACCAAAACUGCGGAGGUGUGCCACGCCUCUGAGGCAUUCCCGCCUGAGCCUCUGGUUGAAGAGGGGUCUAGCCCUCGCUGCUUUCCUGGGCCUGGUCCUGUGGCUGGCUCUGGACACCGCCCGGCGGCCUGAGCAGCUGGUGUCCUUUGCAGGAAUCUGCGUGUUCAUCGGCAUCCUCUUUGCCUGCUCAAAGCAUCACCACGCAGUGUCUUGGCGGGCCGUGUCCUGGGGUCUUGGGCUACAGUUUGUACUUGGCCUCCUUGUCAUCAGAACAGAACCUGGAUUUAUUGCGUUCCAGUGGCUGGGCGACCAGAUCCAGAUCUUCCUGAGCUACACCGAGGCCGGCUCCAGCUUCGUGUUUGGGGAGGCUCUGGUCAAGGAUGUCUUUGCCUUUCAGGUUCUGCCCAUCAUUGUCUUCUUCAGCUGUGUCAUGUCCAUUCUCUACCACAUGGGCCUCAUGCAGUGGCUGAUCCUGAAGAUUGCCUGGCUGAUGCAGGUCACCAUGGGCACCACCGCCACGGAGACCCUGAGUGUGGCUGGAAACAUCUUUGUGAGCCAGACUGAGGCUCCUCUGCUGAUCCGGCCCUACUUGGAGGACAUGACGCUCUCUGAAAUCCACGUUGUCAUGACCGGAGGGUACGCCACCAUUGCCGGCUCCCUGCUGGGUGCCUACAUCUCCUUUGGGAUCGACGCCGCCUCUUUGAUUGCCGCCUCUGUGAUGGCCGCCCCUUGCGCGCUGGCCCUCUCCAAGCUGGUCUACCCGGAGGUGGAGGAGUCCAAGUUCAGGAGCGAGGAAGGAGUGAAGCUGAGCUCCGGAGAUGCUCAGAACCUCUUAGAAGCCGCCAGCAACGGGGCCGCCAUCUCCGUGAAGGUCGUUGCCAACAUCGCAGCCAACCUGAUCGCCUUCCUGGCCGUGCUGGCCUUCAUCAACGCUGCCUUCUCCUGGCUGGGGGACAUGGUGGACAUCCAGGGGCUCAGCUUCCAGCUCAUCUGCUCCUACGUCCUGCGGCCCGUGGCUUUCUUGAUGGGCGUGGCCUGGGAGGACUGCCCGGUGGUGGCCGAGCUCCUGGGGAUCAAGCUGUUUCUGAACGAGUUCGUGGCCUAUCAGGAGCUCUCCCAGUACAAGCAGCGCCGCCUCGCUGGGGCUGAGGAGUGGAUCGGCGCCAAGAAGCAGUGGAUCUCCGUCCGAGCAGAAAUCCUCACGACAUACGCCCUCUGUGGAUUUGCCAACCUCAGCUCCAUUGGCAUCAUGCUGGGAGGCCUGACCUCCAUGGCCCCCCAACGGAAGAGCGACUUCUCCCAGAUUGUGCUGCGGGCGCUCUGCACAGGGGCCUGUGUGUCCCUGGUGAACGCCUGUGUGGCAGGGAUCCUCUACGUGCCCUGGGGGGCCGAGGUCAACUGUACGAGCCUCCUGAACACGACCCUCAGCAGCAGCAGCUUUGAGGUGUACCAGUGCUGCCGCGAGGCCUUCCAGAGCACCAGCCCGGAGUUCAGCCCAGAGGCCCUGGACAACUGCUGUCGAUUUUACAACCACACGAUCUGUGCAUAG
Molecule: messenger RNA, 1947 nt
Organism: Eptesicus fuscus (big brown bat)
Lineage: Eukaryota; Metazoa; Chordata; Mammalia; Chiroptera; Vespertilionidae
Gene: SLC28A1
Product: solute carrier family 28 member 1
Exons: 17
Coding region: 1-1947 (648 amino acids)
Biological process (GO): cytidine transport; uridine transmembrane transport; pyrimidine nucleobase transport
Cellular component (GO): membrane
Molecular function (GO): pyrimidine- and adenosine-specific:sodium symporter activity
Source: RefSeq, a predicted model, not a curated record